Molecule: messenger RNA, 1977 nt
Organism: Fusarium graminearum PH-1
Lineage: Eukaryota; Fungi; Ascomycota; Sordariomycetes; Hypocreales; Nectriaceae
Exons: 7
Coding region: 1-1977 (658 amino acids)
Source: RefSeq, a predicted model, not a curated record
AUGACGAUGAGAUGUGUUGAUAUUAUGGAUGAAAUUAUUGACGAAAAGAGACAGAUAGCUGUCAACUUGGGCCACAAUGAAGAUGGAGAAUCGACUCUGUAUACCCGCGUACACAGCGAUCCAGUCUCGUCGAACAAAGAAAACCAUGACGUGCACAACACAGCCGUUAGAUCUUUGGAGAUUACAGAUUCUGGUUGGCAUACCGAUCGAAUUUAUCCACAAGACUAUGCGGUCGAUGAUGUGAAGAAUGAGGAUGCUUGGCUUUUAAUACGAAGAUUCAACAAGGAUAAGAUGGAUCUUGAAGUUGCGGAAGACGAGCAAUUCUCGCCAAACAAACUUCGAGCUCAACUUGAAAGACUGUACAUGGGAGCGAUCCUUGGUUUCAUCAUAUCCAGGCAGCAUAUCUCGCGACUCCAAUCCUGGCGUGAGCCAAGACGAACAGCAGCAUUUUGCAUUACAUAUUUUACUGUAUGGUAUCUCAAUUUCCUCAUGCCAACGCUUCUGGCAACACUCCUUGCAGCCCUUCUCUCGCCCAAAAUUCGAACUACCUUGUUUCCACCCUGUCCGCCAUCAUUAGUCCACUACCAAGGCGGCCAUUUGAUAAAACCACCUGCAGGAAUGCUAGGCACCACCGACACAGCGACAGGAGCACCAGAGAAUCUAAAAGGAGAAACACUCGAACGAGAAGCCAGCAACUUUGCAACAGGUCUUGUAGCCCUUUCUGUCAAUAUCUUUGUUGAUAAAGAUCCUCAGCAUGAUGAAUCUCAAAGAGGGGGCGGAAGGACCGAGAAUCUAAAGGAUCCCAGAUCAAUGGCUACCAGGAUUACCACAGCAAAGGAUAAAGCUGCUGGAGUCGAGAAUCCUUCGUGGGAUAAGACCAGAUCACCUAUGCAGGAACUCAUGUGGAGUCAGAUGAGACCUUUGAUGCAUUGGAUUUGUCGAUUUUGUGAUAUUUGGGAACGCAGUGCCAACCUGAUCGAUCCCUCAGCUCCCUUUCCUAGACAUGUUGCGCGACGACGAAUCAUCAGGACCAUUCUUCCGAUUCUGAUAUUAGCCAUAUUUAUGUCGCCCUACAUGUUCUAUAGGAUCACUACUCUCUGCUUUGGUAUCGCAUUCUUUGGUAGUAUCUCCUUGAGAACAUCAUACAAGGGAUUCAGAUCCUUGAUACACAAAAUUGUGUUCCAAAGAAUACCAACAGACUCCCAAAUAACAAUAGCCCUUCUUCGACAAGGCGAACGUAAUAAGACACCACUCUCACCGCCACCUGUCCCCAAAGGCCCACCAUCAGGCAAGCCACACUCGAUAGACGACACUGUAAUAGGCGCUGCUGGAAACGACAGUCCACUCAGUGUAUCCCAGCAUGAGAUUCUAGCAGCGGCGGAACAAGACGUCGGGACUACCAAGAAUACAGGCGGUGAUGACCAUGAAUCCUGCAAGUCUGGAAGCGGCGGCAAGAAACGCAGCAAACUUCUUAGUGUCAUCAGGCCAGUUGCUCAAGCCGCUGCCAAGACACUUAUAGGCGUCGACAAAGUGCGUGCCAAAACGGGAUCCGAAUCAGCAAAGAAUCGUCUCGGAGCUGCAUCGCCAAGAGAAGAACCUCCCAUUGCAGGGCCAGUCGAGUUUACAUGUCGAUGGCGGGGCGAGAGAGGAUUCGUAUAUCUUACUACUGAUACUGUAGGACCGGCUCUGUGCUAUUCCAAAAAGUCUUCUGUGGGUGAUUUGGACAGUUCAGAGUAUCAGGAGGUGCAACCGGAGUGGGCUAUACCGGUUGCGGAUAUUGUGACGCUGAACAAGUAUUCUGGUUACGGAACAAAGGCAAAGCUACUUGCUGGAUGGGCUUUGGAGGAUGAUAUUGUUGAUGGAGUGGAAAUUGUUGACAGCAAGGGAAAGGCGGUUCUUGUUACGGCUAUGGUUAGGAGGGAUGAGUUGUUCAAUAGGCUCUGUGCUAUCGGGAAUCAGAAGUGGGAGAUAUGGUAG